AUGGGAGACAUCAGCGGCGAAGAUCUACCUCCAAAGCGAGUUGCAGUCAUCGGUGCAGGCAUAAGUGGUAUAACGGCAGCAAAGCAUCUCAAGCAUGUUGGAAUAAACGCCGUGGUAUUCGAGCGUUCAAGUCGCAUUGGAGGUAACUGGCUUUACGAUGCUCGGAGACCAGUGGAGCCAACUUAUCCUUCGUUGAAAGCUUCUAUUGCGGAUCCUUGGAUAGCGAAGACUGGAGAUGAGGAAUGUACGAGUGAGGACGAUUUGAAGUUCGCUCCUCCUGGGCCAGCGUAUCCAGAUUUGACGAAUAAUGUGUCAACAAAGUGUCAGUCGUUGAAGGAAUUUCCAUGGCCGAAAAGAACGCCGGAUCAUGUUUCGGUCCACGUGAAACAGAAGUAUAUCCAGGACUAUGCUGAGAAAUUUGGUGUGGUGCCUUUGAUUCGAUUCAACACCAGGGUUGAGAAGCUCGAGAAAGUGGGACAGACUUGGAAAGUGAGAUCGACGACGUUGAUCAAGGACCAAGAUGGACGAGGGAGGAGGAAGGAAAGUGUUGAGGAAUUCGAUAAUGUGGUUGUUGCUUCGGGACAUUAUCAUGCUUCCAAGAUCCCAGAUAUCCCAGGUCUGAAAGAAUGGAAAGCAGCUUGGCCGGACCGAGUCGAGCAUUCGAAGAGAUAUCGAGGCCCGCAAGAUUAUAGAGAUCAGACUGUACUUUUGAUUGGCGGAGGUGUCUCUUCUGCUGACAUUGGACGAGAAUGCUCAGGCGUUGCCAAGAAAAUUUACCAAUCUAGUCGAGGUGGAACUUUCGACCUCCCAGAAUCCUUUAUAUCACCAGAAACCGAGCGAAUUACCGGGAUCAACUCUUUCUCCCCACCAUCCUCUGACUCCAAGAAUGCUCCUGGGACGGUGACUCUCAUAGACGGUCGAAUACUAAGCGACAUCGACCGUGUUAUCGUUUGCACAGGCUACCUAUUCUCACUCCCUUUCUUACCAGAGCUACACAACGACGACCUCUCGGCAGAAGAAGCAAACGAAACCGUACUCGUGACAGACGGUCUCCAGCUGCACAAUCUCCACAAGGAUAUCUUCUACAUCCCCGACCCCACAUUAUCAUUCAUCGGUGUCCCGGCCUACACCGCCACGUUCACUUUCUUCGAAUUCCAAGCUAUAGCCGUAUCUGCUGUCAUCUCAUCUCAUGCAUUCCUCCCCUCUGAAGAAGAAAUGAGGAAAGAGUACGAAGAGAGAGUCAAAGCGAAAGGCUAUGGGAGAGCGUUUCAUUCGCUGAUUAGAGGACAGGAUGAACUGUAUGUGGAAGAGCUGGUGGGUUGGUUGAAUAGAGAUGCCGAAAAGACGGGAGGUGAGAAGUUUGAGCCGUAUGACGACGCUUGGAAAGAGGAGAAGAAGCAGUUUUUUGAGAAGUAUAGGGCGUUGCUUGAGAGUAGCGGAAAGGUGGAGAAAGCGAGUGGAUUUGGUGUUGAGACGGAGUUGGAGAAAGCUUUUAGAGGAGUGAAUAUCGGUAAGAUCGAGGUCGAGAAUUGAGAGGAUUUCCAUUUUCUUGGAGCAGCUAUACUGAUCUCUAUCGGAG
Messenger RNA from Mollisia scopiformis, 1579 nucleotides. RefSeq names its product FAD/NAD(P)-binding domain-containing protein. The record is from RefSeq and is a predicted model, not a curated record. Bases 1 to 1533 code for a protein of 510 amino acids. The transcript has 3 exons. NCBI's taxonomy places the organism in Eukaryota, Fungi, Ascomycota, Leotiomycetes, Helotiales, Mollisiaceae. Gene Ontology annotation, molecular function: NADP binding; flavin adenine dinucleotide binding; N,N-dimethylaniline monooxygenase activity.